Molecule: messenger RNA, 411 nt
Organism: Sphenostylis stenocarpa
Lineage: Eukaryota; Viridiplantae; Streptophyta; Magnoliopsida; Fabales; Fabaceae
Source: the annotation of a GenBank genome assembly
AUGGAUGAAGUUGAAUGGGGACAUUUUCCAUGUCACAAUCCUAUACGUUACCCUUACUUUGAGACCACAUUAGGUAACCUUAUGUUACACAAGAGCACCAAAACCCAUGUGAUUCGGUCAUUGCUUGGCCACAUUGAGGAUGAAGCUCAACGCCUUGUGGGAAAGGAUCAUUUGAAAAGGAUGGCCCAAGAAUUUGGGCUAAUCAUAACUAAAAAUCCCACUUUCCAAUUACAAUCCUAUGAUAUUGCAAAUAACAUGAGAUUUGAAAAUCUUAAAAGGGCUUGUGGAUUAAAAGAAGAAAAGUUGAACAAUGUUGAUUUCUCAGCAAGAUCUGAGAAAAAUGAAAAUGGGCCCUCAGUCCAUUUAUACAAGCUAUCUGGCCCUAAUCUAAGGGUAUUUAGAAUGAUGUAG